AUGAGACCGCACACGUGGCGCACACGUGGCGGAUCAGGUCGCUUUCGUUUCAUCGUAGAUCUACACCUCGCGCGUCAAAAACUACGCCAGAUGGUCCUUUUUUUCUGUCUCCAUAAAACGCUCGGAUCUCAAUUUCCCCGACCAGCCAGUGCCGUCAGUCACGACAUCACAACGUCUGGCUCUUUCUCGCUUCUUUCAACCUUCACCGACGUCGCCUCCGGCAGGAUCGACAGAGAAGACAAUGAAGUUCCAAAUUCGAAUACGCUCUUUUUCGUUCCACAUUUCGUAGCGAAUCGCUUGCCUAAUCACAAUUUCCGUUCUACCGGUGUCUCCUAUCCGCGUUGUCCUCAACAUUCCUUUCACUUCAGGAACCACCUCUGUGUGGGGGGCACGUCCCUGUUGCAAACGGCGGGUAAACUGUCAUCUAUCCGCGACUCUUCCCCGACUCGCAGAAAGCGCGCAUCUCUUCCAACAUUCAUGCUCACUGUGGCAGAUUCUGAUUCUGGUCGAGAUGCCCUGCAGCCUUCGUCGCAAGUUCAGGAUCUGCCCAAGCGACCUAUUCGUAGGCCUCUUGGCCGUACUAACGGCGAAAGUUCAGCGCGUAGCUCUACGAAAUCCCCAUCACAGACUAGCGAAGCAAUGCGGUUGCAAGGAUCUGAAUGCUUGGCAACCGGGGAUUUCACACAAGCAAAACGUCUGUUUCAACGUAGUGUUGAUGUCGAUCCGACAAAUGGUCGGGCUUGGCAAGACCUCGCAACGGCUGUUGAACGCUCGUCGCAGGGGAGCCGGCUUGACAAGGUGAAAGUAUUAGAAGAUGGCCUUCGACACAACCCAUCAAAUCCGUACUUAUGGCAGUCGCUAGCAGUCGCUAAUCUUCGAAUGUCCAAAUUAGAGGAGGCAUGCCAUCAUUGUCAACAGGGUCUACGAAGAGAUCCUUCCCACGCCUCGCUCUAUGUAACAUGGGCAACUGCGGAAGAGAAGCGAUUUGAUGUGGCAACAGCUCGAGGGAUAUACGAAAAGGCAGAUGAAUUCGCCACACCGGGAGCGAAACUGUAUCAUUCGUGGGGCCGUAUGGAGCUGGGACAAGGAAACAAAGCGCGAGCUCGUGAGCUUUUCGAGAAAGGCCUUGAGUGUGAUUCUCGAAAUCAUUACAUAUGGCAUUCAUUAGGUUCUAUGGCGAGAGCGGAUCACGAGGCUGGUCGUGCUCGCGAUUGCUUCGCGAAGGCUCUUCAAUCGGAUAUGAACAAUGUUGUCGUGCUAGAAGAGUGGGCUAAACUGGAGGCAUAUGAAAAAAAUUACGGUCUUGCUCGGUCUCUAUUCUCACGUGGAGCAGCGGCAAACAGAAGAGAUGUUCGCAUUCUUCACAGUUGGUCCCUCUUUGAGUAUCAGAUGAGAUCUUAUCAAAGAGCAAAGGAACUCAUUCGAAGUGCGGUCCGCAUAUCUGACAGAGACUCCAUAUUGUGGAAUCACUAUGCCAAAGUUGAGGCUGCACUCAAGAACUACCCCAGGGCUCGUGCCCUGUUCAACAGAGCAUGUGACGUGAAUCCUACGGAUUGGCAAUCCUGGGACAACUGGAGCGCGUUGGAACACAAACUUGGGAACAAUAAGCAGGCCGCAACUUUGCUCCAGGAGGCUUUUCGGGUUCGGUUCAAUGCAAAAGGUGCUUUCACGGUCCUUGCGAACAACAUCUCAGACGCACCGCCGACUUUAAAUCCCAUGGAUUCGUAACAUACUCUUAACCAGCGUAGUACAAAGUACAGAGUUGUGCAAGCCUUCCGCGAAUGUCGCAGGUACACUUGUUCAAAGCUUCCGCUGUGGUUGCAA
Messenger RNA from Chondrus crispus (carragheen), 1824 nucleotides. RefSeq names its product TPR repeat-containing protein. The record is from RefSeq and is a predicted model, not a curated record. The coding region runs from base 1 to 1728 and encodes 575 amino acids. NCBI's taxonomy places the organism in Eukaryota, Rhodophyta, Florideophyceae, Gigartinales, Gigartinaceae. Gene Ontology annotation, molecular function: protein binding; mRNA binding. The transcript has 5 exons. Gene Ontology annotation, biological process: mRNA processing.